Messenger RNA from Colletotrichum truncatum, 1602 nucleotides. RefSeq names its product ent-kaurene oxidase. Gene Ontology annotation, molecular function: heme binding; oxidoreductase activity, acting on paired donors, with incorporation or reduction of molecular oxygen; iron ion binding. The record is from RefSeq and is a predicted model, not a curated record. Lineage: Eukaryota; Fungi; Ascomycota; Sordariomycetes; Glomerellales; Glomerellaceae.
AUGUCGAUGUCGAUGCUUCCGAACAUGAACGCCACCACUAAACCGGUGGUGGACAAUUCCAUCCUAGAAGAGAUGGCAAACCGAUGGCCUCUCGCAGCGACUGCACUCUUUGCCUGCGUGGUUGCGUUUUUGCUUCAGAAUGCCUUCAAGAGCGACCCGUUGGCGGAUCUCCCCAUGGUAGGAACUGAGUAUGGAGGAGCCGAGAGCCGAAGGAAAAAGUUCUUGGGGGGUGCCGCAAAAGAUCUUUACCUCGAUGGAUAUAGAAAGUUCAAGGAAAGAGCUUGGACAAUCACAACGACAAGAGCUUCACCAAACAUUGUUGUUGCUCCAAAGUUCAUGAACGAGCUUAAGAAGCUCCCAGAUGAUGUGCUUAGUUUCAACAAAGCAAUCGAAGAGUUUAUGCACGCAAAGUACACAAAGGUGGAAACCGACAUCGAUCUGCUCCCUCACACCGUCAAGAGUAGUUUGACGCCAGCUCUUGUUCGGCUAAACCCCGUCAUUGCGGACGAAGUCGUCGAAGCUUUACGGAUCGAACUUCCCCAUUCGAGCGAUUGGACCGAGGUCAAGAUCAUGGAUAAACUCCUCCGAAUCGUGGCGAUGGCCUCUGGACGUGUUUUCAUCGGACCCGAGCUCUGCCGCGAAGAAGAAUACCUUGAUUUCGCCAUCAACUACACCGUAGACUUGAUGACGGCCAUUCGCAGGAUCUCUGAUCUCAAGCCUUGGACUCGUCGGUUCUUGGCCCCGAGAUUGCCUGAGGUCAAGAAGGUGCACGAGCGCAUCGAGGCGGCGGAUAAAUUCCUUAGACCCGUCGUCGCUGCCAGGAGGGAGGCGGCAAAGGACCCCGAGCAUCAGAAACCAUACGAUAUGCUGCAGUGGAUCAUGGACGCGCAGACCAAGUAUGGUGACAAAGAAGACAAGGAGCUCGCGAGGUACCAACUUGGUAUCAGUUUCGCUGCCAUUCACACCACCACAGUUACGACUACCAAUGCAUUCUACACACUGGCUGCGAUGCCAGAACUAGUCCCCAUGCUUCGGGAGGAUAUCCAGCAAGCUCUUGCUGAGAGCAACGGCGUCUUUACCAGUCUCGCGAUGCAGAACAUGAAAAAGCUGGACAGCUUUUUGAAGGAAACCAUGAGAUUUUACGCGCUUGGAACAACUUCCUUUCAGCGUAAGGUGCUGAAGACUUUCACGCUUUCCAAUGGCCAAGUCAUUCCCGCAGGAUCGAUCAUCGAGCUGCCCAUGAUCGGCAUGAACAAUGACGAUGAAUUCUUCCCUGACCACGACAAAUUCGACCCUCUUCGAUUUUACAAGCUGCGCCAGGCAAAGACCGAGCAAGAAACAGGCACGAAGCAGGCCGAGGUUGUCGCCCACGCGCAGUUCGUCAGCGUCGGUGGACCCACGAGCUUGACAUUUGGGUUUGGACGGCACGCAUGUCCUGGACGCUUCUUCGCUGUCAACGAGAUCAAGAUGAUCAUGGCGACAACUCUGGCCAACUAUGAUAUCAAGAUGGUGGAGGGUAGUGAGGAGAGAUACAAGAACUUAGAGUAUGGUGCGACGGCCCAGCCGGACCCCAGCAAGAAGAUAUUGAUGAGAAAGCUAUGA